GAUUCACGUAGCCCAAAAGAUCCGACGAUUCGUAUAUAAAGACUCGCAUCCAACGUCAGAAGCAUCAUUCAGUCCUGAGUCACUCAGCUUCAAUUAGUUGAUAUUUACUGCAGAAACACAGUUCGACGAAAAAAUAACCGAUCAUCAUGAAGUGCUUCGCGAUUGUUCUACUGGUAGCAGUCGGGUGCUUUUCGCUCGCGUUGGCCAACCCGAUCGACGUAGAGUCCGUCGAGCCGAUUUCAUCGUCGAAAGGAGCGGACGGUUUGGAGAGCCCGGAAGCAUCGGCCGAGUCUACGAACGCAGUGAGAGACAAACGCACCUUGCUAUUCGGUGCCACACCCUACGCAGCCGCCCCCCUAGCUUAUUCGGCGUACACGGCACCCCUGGCUUACAGCGCCGCGUAUUCGGCUCCGUACGCGAGCUACCCUCUCGCCUAUUCGGCGUACAGUGCUUACAGUGCCUAUCCCUAUUACGCUUCGUCGUACUACGUAGUCUAGACUCGCGGGGAUGAAGGAUCCGUGCCGUGCAACGAGAGGGUUUUCUUCGUUUUUUUUUUUUCUGUUUUUUUUUCUGCUUUAUUUCGGGGGAAAAUUCAAUGCGCGGAAUGAACUCCGGGUAUUUGAAUAUCGAUCCCACUGAAAUGGAAUGAAAAGACGGAGAAGAAAAAAAUUUGAAGAAACGAAUGGAUGAUACGAUAACCGAAACGAAAAGAGAAAAAAAAAAAAAAAAAAAAAUCAAAAAACUGUAAAAAUAUAUGCAAUAUAACUUGUCAAACGAAUAAAGUAUUUAACCGAA
Molecule: messenger RNA, 795 nt
Organism: Athalia rosae (coleseed sawfly)
Lineage: Eukaryota; Metazoa; Arthropoda; Insecta; Hymenoptera; Athaliidae
Exons: 2
Coding region: 147-497 (116 amino acids)
Source: RefSeq, a predicted model, not a curated record